Cynocephalus volans (Philippine flying lemur) is the source of this 1471-nucleotide messenger RNA. It is a transcript of the gene PLEKHS1, whose product is annotated as pleckstrin homology domain containing S1. NCBI's taxonomy places the organism in Eukaryota, Metazoa, Chordata, Mammalia, Dermoptera, Cynocephalidae. The coding region runs from base 71 to 1471 and encodes 466 amino acids. The record is from RefSeq and is a predicted model, not a curated record. The transcript has 13 exons.
CCAGGAACAGGACGCUUUCCUGAGAACUGGACCAGCACCUUCUGCCUUCCAGUGAGAACAGACAGCCAUAAUGGAACCCAAACCUCAGAAGAGUCCAGGCAAACAAAUUACAUUUUAUUAUGAAAUCUGCAAACAAGGUUACUUUAUUAAAUCGCCACCUCCUCAGCUUUUCUUCUCUGUGAUCUCUUGGAAAAAGCGCUAUUUCACCCUGUCAAAGACUGGGGAAAAGAGAUUUAGUCUUUCCUAUUACAAAGACCACCAUUACCGAGGUUCCAUUGAAAUUGAUCGGAAUUCCAGUGUAGAAGUUGGCAUAAGUAGCCAGGAAAAGAUGCAAUCUGUGCAGAAGAUGUUUAAGUGCCACCCUGAAGAGGUGAUGUCCAUCAGGACCACUGACAGGGAAUACUUCCUCAUUGGCCAAGACAGGGAGAAGAUUAAAGACUGGGUCUCCUUCAUAUCAUUUUGCCGGGAUACAGAAGCAGCACAUCAGAACACAAAGGAGAAACUCUCAUUGGAUGAUCAAAGGCCCGUGUCAGACCCCAACCCUCUCCCUGGUCUUUCCAGCACAUCAGAGGCUGUUGGCUUCACCCUACCAAGAAACAGUCUUCCAGACAUGCACUUAAUGGGAAAACAUUCUCCAGGAUACAGACAAGCUCAUCUACCACAUGAGGACUUGUUGGAGCCUGCUCCAGAAAUGGAAGAAGAGCAUCAUUAUCUUAAUCCUCGAAGUAUUCUUUUAGAGUUGGAAAAUAUCAUUGCUUCCCAUGACUCUGGUGAAUCCAUUGAACCUGGUAGUCCAGACCAGGUCUUCAAGAGAAAUGAGUGUCAUUAUAUGUCAAUGAAAUCCUGUGUUUUCAACAAGACAUCCCAUGAGUCUGCUGAUAGCAAAGAGAAAUCACAGACCCUUCCAGAGACCCCGGAUGGGGGGCUUCACCUGCAAGAAGAAGGCUCAGGAAGUGAUUCGUGUCUUUCACCUGCCUGUAUGGAAGCACAGACCACAAAGGACGAAAAGGGGUCGGCCUCCCUAACUGUUGUGCAAUUGUCUAUAUUAAUCAAUAACAUCCCUGCUGAGAGCCAAGUGGAGGAACUGAACGUGCUCCUCUCUCCUCCUGACGUCAUAAACUAUCUUGUUCUCAGAGAAGCCGCAGGACAGAUAUGUGUGGCGCGGUGGGAAGGCCCCCCGCGCUUAGGAUGCAUGUUCUGCUAUGGAGAUCGUCUCUUAGCAGUAAAUGACCUAAAGCCCCAGAGCCUGGAGGAGGUCUCCUUGUUUCUCAGCCGGUCCAUCCCAAAGGAGAAGGUAAAACUCACCAUCAGUCGGAUCCCAAAUUCAGAGAAAUUCCAUGCGGUAGCCUGUAAGUGCCCCUUAAAAUGCCAAGAUGUUGCACCCUUGCAACAGGAUGAUUCUGGACUGCAGAGGGCACCAAAGAGGAAUCCAGCCAUUAAAAAGGGUCUGCAGAAAGAAACUAGAGAGUAA